AUUAUUAUCUAUACAUCUGUUGUCUCGGACAAAUGUUGAUGCUAUUAAUUUUCUAUACACGGUAGUAAUUCGCGCUAAAAUUAUUUAUGUUUAACUCAACACAUAUUGUUUUGCAACAACACAAAUUGCCUUAGCAUCGUGCUAUCAUACAAAAGUCGCUUACAAAUUACGUCACGUUCAUUCCAGUCUUCUGUCGCUAAGUAACAGCGCAGAGCGACGCUCAACUCAAAAGUAGCUUUAAUAUUCAAUCUUAGUCCGUUUGCGGACACCAUAGUCUAUGUGUUCGAUGACUAUAGGAGUAAACUCUUAAAUUUAUGUCUUCGCAAGCUAUUUUGGAUACAAUGGCCAAGGUGGUGGCUCUCCUAGCUUUCCUACUGUUUUGUUGGGCGGAUAGCAAAGAUCUUGUUUUCCAACCAUCGUCUAUGAUUGCCACUGGACCAAGAAUCAAGGCAUAUUUACUGGGCAAUAUAAAAGACAUCUCUCUGAACGUGCGCACUGUAUUUCCAUCCAAAUUAACAGGAAGUAUUGAUCCUCCGUCGUGUGCAGCUGAGGAAACAUUGUGGAAUGUGACAACGGAAGUUGUUGGAAUGAAUGCACUCCAGGUUAAUAUGAAGCUGAAUAAAAGUCUGCAUUUGUGCGGUGACAACGAAACAGACUGCUGCCCAAAGCCGCUGUGUGUCCUGGAGACGCUGCAGUUAUCUGCCUGUGUGGGCAACACAGUUAAGGCCUCAUUGCUGAUCCAAGUCAAGAUUCAUGCUCACUUGAUUUCUGCUAAUCCUGGAUCUGCCAAUCAAACGAUCAUCCCAAACCAAGUGUACGAACCUCUGGGCUCCUGUCCAUGUGACCUCACUCCUCAGACAUGUGAUAUCCGCUGUUGUUGUGACAAGGACUGUUCACCUGAGGAGUUGAAGCUGUUUGAGUUGCACUGUUUCCCAGGACCCUUUGGUGGACAGCUCCCUCCAGUUCCAGAUUAUCAAUGCUCUGCACAGAGAGAGGACUCCCCAGACUGGUUUCCAUUUCUGUGUGUCAUCUCCCCACCCGAAAACAACCCAUACCUGGGGCUCUUCUAUAAUGGAGACAAAAUAACGCCAAAGCCUCGCCCCUCCUUUCAAAUGCCUGUUUUGUCUGCACCAGUUUUUAAUAUCUACAAACAAGGAAAUCCCAUUUUUACUAUGGAUGAUCAGUUGUUCACUAUUCCCCAGAUGGCAAUUGGACACUGUGUUUCCAAUGCUCCUGUUGCCUUUUUGGAGAAUUUUAGUUUCAAAUGUUUGAACCUGCUGGAUUCAUGUCCAACUGAUUUCCCUUUACAAACACGUCCGUCAGAUUUGAGGGUUCAAGUGAACAAUGGACAAGGAGGUGAUGUCACAGUAGAAGUCAGAGACGAAUCGAUCGGGGAUUUGAGUAAUUUCUUGUCAAAUGCAGACAUUACUCCAGAUGGAGGCCUGGUUUGUAAGAAUGUGACCUUGGCUUUGGAUUACACAUUCUACUGGAAAGGGAAUCUCAUCACAAAUAUCACCGUGAUACGCUCUGUCGGGACAGUCGUUUUAAAUGGACGCGUGAAGUUAACGACAAGGUAUUCUGCUGUUUUCCUGACAAGAGAUUAUGUGGGAGACUCUAACUCGGGGAAUCCAGGUUACCAAGUGGGAAAGCCCGUCAUUGCUGGGAUUAAGAGGACAGAAAAUAAUACUUUCUCUGUGCAGAGGACAUCACUCAAUCUCUGGAAACCAGUGCGGGAUGGGCUGUGUUCCACUGCUGAGAAACAACCAGUUCUAUUUGCAUUGAAUUCAACAUCAGGAUGUCUUUUACUUGUCAGCCUACAAAACCUGACUCAGUGUGAGCUCCUGAGGGACACUGUUGGUUCUAUGCAGGCAAACUUGAUCACAGCCACAUAUGCUGCAAAAAGUGGAAACCCGGAUUCUGAAACAGAAGCAGACUGGAUCAAAAUAAGUUAUGGAAACUCAAGCACUUCGAAGGGAGAUGGAGAAGGUUCUUGCAGUGGAAUUCCAUCCCAUAUCCACAUCAACAUUUGGAGUUUAGUUAAUGAAACGACUGAAGGAAAUGCUCAAAGGAUGAUCCAAGCUGUACAAGUGCAGUCCACACUGUCCACCUGGACAUUAGAUUGCGGAGGAGGUGAUUUCGCCCCAUGUGCAGAUCCUGCAGAGGCAGAGAUGUUUGAAGUGACCUCGUCAGUUACCUUUAUCGACAUUCCUGUCCGUACCGGACCUCCAAAAACCAGGUUCCAAAUAAAUUUCACAGAGUAUGAUUGUGACAAGAAUGAUGUAUGCUGGCCUCAGCUCGCCUUCCCCUUGACCAAAUAUUACUCUGGUGAGCCACAUUCUCAGGCUUUGGCUAAAGGCCUGAUCUUGGUCUUCUUUUUCAUCGCUGCUGCGGUUCUUGGGACUCCCUGGAGGCAAAUCCGGCAGGCAUGGAAUAAUUCCUCUCGCACUGUAAUAGAGGAUUCCUGAAGAGACACUUGUUAUAGUUAUGUACAGUAUUUAAGAAGAACAGUGUGGGUUCACUCUUUAGAUAUAUUUGGUAAAACUUGCUAUGUCCACACAGGCCAGAAAUUCGUACAUGUCAAUGUUCUUACAACUGCUGGUUCAUGUUUAUAUUGUGUAUAGCUGUUGUUACACCCUUUUGUUAUAAAAUAAAAAAAUGUUUAAUAUUU
Molecule: messenger RNA, 2668 nt
Organism: Syngnathus acus (greater pipefish)
Lineage: Eukaryota; Metazoa; Chordata; Actinopteri; Syngnathiformes; Syngnathidae
Gene: tctn2
Product: tectonic family member 2
Exons: 18
Coding region: 315-2465 (716 amino acids)
Biological process (GO): protein localization to ciliary transition zone; cilium assembly; smoothened signaling pathway
Cellular component (GO): MKS complex
Source: RefSeq, a predicted model, not a curated record